Talaromyces atroroseus is the source of this 3807-nucleotide messenger RNA. RefSeq lists its product as hypothetical. The record is from RefSeq and is a predicted model, not a curated record. The transcript has 8 exons. Lineage: Eukaryota; Fungi; Ascomycota; Eurotiomycetes; Eurotiales; Trichocomaceae. The coding region runs from base 1 to 3807 and encodes 1268 amino acids. Gene Ontology annotation, cellular component: cytoplasm; exon-exon junction complex. Gene Ontology annotation, molecular function: RNA binding; protein binding. Gene Ontology annotation, biological process: nuclear-transcribed mRNA catabolic process, nonsense-mediated decay.
AUGUCCGCCCCGAAAGAUUAUACAGCCGUAAUUCACCCAGUGACACCAUUACCAUCAUCUAAUGGCGCAAACCAUCAAAAUCCCAUCUCAACCGGCGAGAAGAGUGACGCUGGUCAUGGCGUGAACCAAGCAACAUCCUGGAAACCUACAUUCAUUCGCCAGCAGAGCUGGAAUAGUCAAGAUCUGAAGCGGGAGCUCCGGGAUCUGAAUGAACGAGCGUGGGCUGGAGAAAGCGAUAUUUUCGAGGUUAGCAAGUCGUUAGACUCGUCGCUCAAGAAGAACACCGCCUUUAUCAAGCGUCUUCGCACUGGUAUUACCGCAUCUGCGCUCGCCACCUUCCUCACUGAGAUUCGUACUCUGUCGCUACACAAGUAUCUUUCUGAAAUCAUCUCGGCAUGCUACGAAGGUUUGUGCAAAUUGAAGUCUCCAGGCGAGGUCGCGGCUGGUGUUGAAAUCGUAAGCGCAUUACACCAGAGGUUCGGGCCGAAUGAAUUCACGAAACAGAUCGGAUGGCUGCUGGGGCGAGGAUUGAGUUCACCAGACAAAUCGCAACUUAAAGCGCUCAGUCAGGAUGUCCGCGAGAGAGAGGAGAAGGAGCGUUUAUCGCGACACCGAGUUCUACUUCGUGUGGUUACGGAAUUGUGGCUUGUGAAGUUCUUGAAAACACUGGAUGACAUCGAGCGCCCGGACGACCUCGGUGCCAAGAGCAAAGAUGCCAGUUCAAGCGCUGGUGGGAAGGUCAUGGAUGGCCCAUCCAGAACUAGAACUGUGGCCAAAAGCGAUCAGGACAAGGAAGCUGACCCGUAUCCCUUGGAAGUCUUAAAAGACCUUUUAGGCCAUGACAGGGACCACACGAACCUUCCUCUUGCCGUCCUUUUCGUGAAGACUUUUAGCUGGGAUAUCUUAGGAGUGAAGCCCGCUGAAGAAGGUCGUAAAAAUGUCGACGCAGAUGGCACGACUACCGCCGCGGAGGGCGGUGUUCCUCCGGUUGAAGAGGCCAACGGAGACGCCGCAAAUGAGCCACCGCUAGCCUCUGAGAAACUACAAUCGCGCUUUAGAAAUAUCCUCACUCGGUACUUGGAAGACGUGAAAACGCAUGUGGCUCGCGAUCAAAAGGCACUCAGUGCUCAGAGUCGUCGCAACGCCGAAGCGUACGUCAAAAGUGGCGAAAUUUUCGAGGAUCGACAGGCAAAUUUUGAGAAGCAAUCUAAAGCGCAUGAGAAACUAGUUGCCAAUACACAUGUUAUGUGUGAAAUACUUGGAGUUGAAAUGCCUAAUCUGGUUGACAAGGAGGCAGCAGACUCUUCAACAAGUGGGGCAAUUGGCCUUGUCAAGACCGCUGAAUAUCUCCGUGGGCAAGGUGAUGGAGCAGGCAUUUGGGAAGACGAGGAUGAGCGACGAUUCUACGAGAAUCUUGCAGAUCUUAAGGGGAAAGUGCCUGCUGUGCUCUUGGAAGAUGGCAAGAAAAAGAAAGGCGACGCCGACGACCAAGCGAAAGGACAAGACAUCUCGGAGAAAGCAGAUACUGUGACUGAUGUAUCUACGAUAGAGGGGAAGCCUGCCGAAGCUGAUAGUGAGUCAGUCGCAGUAGUUAACAAAACCGUUGGAGCCCAGGUAGAUGCGCUUCUGGUCAAACUUCCCGACUUGCAAAACAAGGAUCAAGUGGAUCAACUUGCGCUAGACUUCUGCUUCUUGAACUCUAAAGCAUCUCGGAACCGACUCAUCAAGGCUAUACAGGAUAUUCCUAAGGGUCGUACCGAUCUACUGCCUUUCUAUUCCCGCCUCGUGGCUACCCUUGGUCAGCAUAUGCCUGAUGUCCCCCAGGGAUUAAUCACAUAUCUGGAUGAAGAGUUCAGAAGCUUGCAGCGUCGCAAACAAAAGGAAUUUCUCGGACAGGUCAGAAUGAUCAAUAUACGAUACCUGGCUGAAUUGACCAAAUUUGGCGUCGUUCCCGAACAUGUCAUUUUCCACUGUCUUAAAGUGUGUCUAGACGACUUCUCUCGUACAAACAUAGAGAUAAUGGGCAACCUGCUCGAGAAUUGCGGCCGUUAUCUACUACGAAGCCCGGAAACAUCACCAAGAAUGGCAUCAUUCUUGGAAACGCUGGGUCGCAAGAAAGCUGCCACUCAUCUGGGCCAGCAGGAACGAAUGAUAAUCGAGAAUGCUAUGUAUUAUGUUGACCCUCCGGAGCGGCCUGCUAUUCGACAAAAAGAGCGUACGCCAAUGGAGCUGUAUAUUCGGAAGUUGCUAUAUCUGGAUAUGAACAAACGCAACUAUACCAAGAUACUAAAAUCUAUCAGAAAACUUCACUGGGAAGAGUCAGAGGUUGUUGAUAUCCUUGAGCGCGUCUUCAGCAGGCCGAAUAAGGUAAAGUACGGCAACAUUCAUUUGUUGGCCAUUCUCGCUAGUGCGCUAUACCGCUAUCAUCAAGAAUUCGUCAUUGGCGUUGUGGAUAAUGUUCUCGAGGCCAUCACGUUGGGACUGGAGCAGAAUGAUUUCAAGUUCAACCAGAAGCGUGUCGCGGAAGUCAAAUAUCUCGGAGAACUCUACAACUACAAAAUGAUCGAUUCUCCAGUAAUAUUUGAUGCUCUGUACCGCAUAGUUGCAUUUGGACAUGAACAUGGAACUCCAACCCCGGGAAAAAUAAAUAUCCUUGACAUGCCGGACGAUUUUUUCCGUAUUCGCCUUGUUUGCACAGUACUCGACACAUGUGGUGUUUGCUUUGACCGUGGAUCGGCUAAGAAGAAGCUUGAUUUUUUCCUCACCUUCUUUCAGUAUUACAUCUUCACUAAGGAUCCGCUGCCUAUGGAUGUCGAAUUUCUCAUUCAAGAUACUUACUCUCUAGUUCGUCCUCAGUGGAAAGUCGCGCCUGAUCUUGAAGAAGCAGGACGAUUGUUCAGCGAAGCCAUUGCCCAGAAUUAUAAAGUCCAGGAUGGCGAUAAAGGUGCCGAGGUAGAGGACGAUGACGUUGAAAGUAUCUCGUCUGAUGCGAACGGCGAGGAAGGCCUUGAUGAAGAUGGUGUUCCUGAUAUUGACGACGCGCAAUCCUCGACUGAUGAAGUCGAACCUUUCGGUCAAAAUAUAGACCAAGAUGGUGAAGGCGUUGAAUCGGAAUCAGAAGACGAGAAGAUAUUUGUUUCCCGCCAGGAAGAAGAGAGAGACCCUGAGGCGGAGGCCGAUUUUGACCGGGCUUUUGAGAAAAUGAUGGCCGAAAGCAUGGAAGGUAGAAGAUUUGAGCGGAAGACUCUAUUCGACAUUCCCCUUCCUAUGCGGCCGUCUCGCCGGGAUCCCACCGCAGGUGAGGAGCCAUCGACAGAGACGCAGCAACCGCCUAAUACUAUGGCAUUCUCCCUGAUGACGAAAAAGGGCAACCGACAGCAGACUCGCACGAUUGAGUUGCCGUCAGACUCCAGCUUUGCAGUCGCCAUGAAAACGCAACAGCAGGCGGAUCGAGAGGAGCAGCAACGUAUCAAGAAUCUCGUCCUAAGCUAUGACCCCGGAGACACCGAACAACCCGAAGGUGAAGAUGGACUUUCUUCCAUUGCACAGGAACCCAUUGUUACCCAUGGAACCCGCUGUAAACCCAAUAGGAAUGCAAAUGCUAAGAAGCCUCAAAACUGUUUAGAAAAACGACCGUCGCGUGACAGCAGAAUGGACAAGUCGAAUAAAUCCGGAUUUCGUGCACGCCGACUACAACUGAGCGAUGUUGACUGCACGCCUGUUUGGGGACUGACACUAAAUGGAUGCCUCCAGGACUUGAAAGAAGUUGCAUGCUGUGUGUGGUUCGCACUAUUCAAUCAAUAUUAG